Molecule: messenger RNA, 630 nt
Organism: Perkinsus marinus ATCC 50983
Lineage: Eukaryota; Perkinsozoa; Perkinsida; Perkinsidae
Product: Vacuolar protein sorting protein, putative
Exons: 7
Coding region: 23-616 (197 amino acids)
Biological process (GO): protein transport to vacuole involved in ubiquitin-dependent protein catabolic process via the multivesicular body sorting pathway
Cellular component (GO): ESCRT II complex
Molecular function (GO): structural molecule activity; protein homodimerization activity
Source: RefSeq, a predicted model, not a curated record
UUCUUCUUUUCUUUUACUACACAUGGGUCGGAAUAAUAAUACUGAUGAGGAGGAGGAGGAGGAGCACUUCAGCUUCGAUCAGUUCCCUCCCUUUUAUACGUUACAACCAAACCUUACUGUUAGGAAAAGGCAGAUAGCACUUUGGAGGGAUAGGGUUUUAAAGAUAUGUCGAGAACAACGAUUGAGUUACCUCAAUAUACACUCUGGACAACAAGAAGAAGAACAGCAGGAAAGAAGAGUAUUUGGUAAUGAACAUAUACAUAGACAGUUGGAUAUAGAGGGUAUUAGAGCAGUAUUGAAUGAUCUAGUCUUAACUGAUAAUGGACGAUGGUGUGAUGCAUCUCAGACACGAUUUAUGGUCCUAUGGCAUACCCCUGCUGAAUGGUCUCAGAUAAUUUACGAUUGGGUUAUUAAUACGGGUAAGUUAGGCUCGGUUGAGACUGUAUUCUCAAUACAUAGUGGAGAGGAUGCCAUAGGAACAGAAUUCUAUGGUCUACCCCCUGAGGUAAUCAUGCUGGCUUUAGACAAACUCGAUCUAAGUGGUAAAUGUGAGAUAUUUAAAGGGAACACUACUGAUGCUACUGGUGUUAAGUUCUUUACUAGUAAUGCUUUGUAGAUGAUUUCUUAUAC